AUGGCCUCUGAGCGGCGGAGGAGCAUAGGCUCCAUGUUCGGCUCCAAGGACAGGGACAACACGCUGGCGGCACCACGGGCACAGUCAAAGGGCCCGGACUCAUCCACCGUCUCAAUUGCGAGCAGCGACGGCAACGAUGACUUGUUGCGCAAGUCAAGUGACGGGGCCAUGGACCGCCUCAAGAGUCGCCAGAACUCCGACGACGGCCGCAGCGACGUGUCGUCGUCACAUCGGCGGCGCAUGUCGAAGCUCUUCAAGGGACGCAAGAAGAGCAAAGGCUCCCUCAGCCAUGACGACGUGUCGCAAUCCGACCCCAAUGAGGUGGUCCCUCCCGUUCCUACAAUUAGACGUCCGAGCAUGGGUCACCCGUACCAGAGCGACGACUCGCUCGGCCUCGCAAAGAGCGUCGCAAGCAGUCUGCUCACCGACGACUCAGACACGGAAUCCCCUCCACCACUCAAACGCCCCGGCAUAUCACCACAUCAGUCGCAUGCCGGCCUCUUGACCUUGUCGUCGCCCCUGAUCGCUUCCGAGACCCUCGAUUCUGCAGACUCCACCGAUGUCACUCUCGUAAACUCCGAAACCUCCAUCGAGGAGCCCACCACUCGGAAUUUCAAUAAUACCAGCGACGUCGCUGUGAACAAGCGGGGCGUAUCUCCUGUUGGCAAGCUCAAGGAAGCUUUUACUCCUAAUCGCAGAUCCACGUCUCCGGCUCCUAAGCCCGGUGCUAGCCCUGAGCCCGCAAGACCGAGCACGAGCGGAGGUGGACUAGGAGCGCUGUUUGGAGGGAAGAAGCGCGAGACAAGGGUGUUGGAUGAUCCGAUUCAAGCCUCACCACCACAGAUACAGAUACACACAGAGGGAGAGACAAAGUCCACCCCGUCGUUGAGAUCUGUCGCCCCAAAGCGCAUCAUCACCUCGCUCCCCGCGACUCCUCCCAAUUUAUCUGAUGCCCCCACGACCUUCAUAACUCCACCCACGCCGACAGACGGGAAGGCUUCUUCUCCGACAGAAUUGAAUAGCUCAAAAAACACUGUGAAACGCACCAAUACUGAGACAAACCCCAACGUAGUUGUAUCCCCCUCGGGGAAUAUGAUAUCGCACAGACGCGUACGAUCAGCCACCAAUCCUCCAAGUAAGCUAUCGCAUUCGUCCAUACCACCCCUCACCCCUCAUCUUGAGGAAGCAAAAACCCCCGGAGGGACUGCUGUACUUCCAUCAUCUCCUGGCGGACCUGGUGGAUUCUUUGCUUCCAUCUUUUCCGCAGCUCAGAACGCAGCGAACAACUUAGGCGAUACCAUUGCGAACAGCGCAAACCCGAAGAACAAACCCAGUCAGCAACAGCAGAAAGACGAGGACAAUACUGCUGACGGCGGCGAAGAAGUUAUUGGACCCGAGAACGUCGACACCACCACAAACGAAGGUACUGAGAAGCGCCGGCCUGCCAUUGAAACACUUGGAUCUGGAAACUUGAGCUUAGCCCAACUUGGCAUUGCUGAGAGCAACGAGGUCAGCCCCAUGUCAUCCGCGACCAACGUCACGAUGAAGGCGGAUGAAGCUUCGGCCAAGGUCGAGGAUAGAGCCGCUGCACAAGCUGUGUCUGCCGCUUACGCAGGGGAAAAGCCUCCAUCGAUUGCUAGUGAGCGUCCACGAUCACUGACAGCUGUUUCUGGUCAGUCAGGAGCGGGUGCAGCGUCCCCUCCACGACAACCUGAAAUAACAGACUCACCGGCAUCCAUCGGACGCCAAGGUAGCAUACGCAGCCGUAUAAGCGGCGGCAGACGGAGACGGCAUAGAGGCAGCUCCGCUACAACCGGAAAUACUUUAGGCGGGGUCAUCACUGCGAGCACAAGUACAUUGGCUCCAAGCGCAGCAUUGAACAGCCACCGUCUAAACGGAACUGGAUUCGCGGUUGCACCCCCUAGGCGAAAUAAGGAUUUCCACGCCUUGUUCAAAAGCGUUCCCGAGGACGACUAUCUGAUCGAGGACUAUAGUGCAGCCCUUCAGAAAGAGAUCCUGCUUCAUGGGCGUUUGUACGUUUCCGAGGGCCAUCUUUGCUUCUCCAGUAACAUUCUCGGAUGGGUCACGAACUUGGUCAUCAGCUUUGACGAGGUUGUGUCUGUCGAGAAGAAGUCCACAGCCGUGCUGUUCCCGAAUGCCAUCGUUAUUCAGACGCUUCAUGCUCGCAACGUUUUUGCGUCGUUCCUAUCGCGAGAUUCUACCUACGACCUGAUCAUCGGCAUCUGGAAAAUAUCCCAUCCCAAUCUCAAGUCAUCUCUUAAUGGUGUAACUCUGGAUGGUUCCGGUGGUACUGGCGACAAGACUGAGAAGGCAGAAUCUAUUGGCAGUGAUGACGGUUCCCUUCAAGAUUCAGAUGAUGAGGUGUACGACGAAGAUGCGGACGAUGAUGAGGGCACUGGCAGCUUCACCGAACCCGGUGAAGGUAGUAUAGCUGGCAGUGAAGUUGGUUCCGUAGCGGGCGAGACCACCCGGAAAGUGAGCGGUGCAGUAUCACAAGCCUUUGGUGGUGGUGGCGAGACGACUGAAGCCGCCAAAGCCGCCACGAGUGGCGCUGCGGCUGCAGGACAAGACUUCCCUGGUUCAGCAACACAUGCACCUACUGAGUGUGGCGAUAACGAUCAGCAUUACGACAAACUGCUCAUUGACACAACUAUCCCAGCACCUUUGGGCAAGGUUUACAGCUUAAUGUUCGGCCCCGCUUCUGGCGUGUUCAUGCGCAAAUGGCUGGUCGAGGACCAAAAGUCGAUGGACCUCCAGAUGGAAGAUGACAAAAAGGGCUUAGGUGAAGACGUGAAAACGUUCAACUAUUCCUACAUCAAACCGCUAAAUGCACCUGUUGGACCGCGCCAGACAAAAUGCAAUAUUGCCAUGAAUCUCGAGCAAUACGAUCUGGACAAGGCUGUGAGUGUGCAGUGCAGCACAGCAACACCUGAUGUACCCAACGGCAGUAUAUUCCUUACAAAGACGAGAUAUUGCUUGAUGUGGGGACCGGGAAACAGUACACGACUUAUCAUGACCUUCACAGUAGAAUGGAGCGGAAAGAGCUGGCUGAAGGGUCCCAUUGAGAAGGGUGCGAAUGACGGUCAAAUGUCGUAUGCUACUUCCCUUACUGCCGCUCUCCGCACUGCCGUGAGCGCAGCGAAAGCCGGCCCAUCUCGGUUACCCGGAAAGGGCGGAAAAGGAAAGAGGCGCUCAAAGGGCAAUCUUUUGGAAGAGGCCCCAAUGCCUGCCGCCGCUCCCGCUCCUACUAGUCAAGCGAAGCAAAGCAAUUGGGGAUUGUUGGAACCUUUGCGCAGUCUCCUUGGUCCACUCGCCGAUAUCCUGGAGUCCAUUUUCACACCGCAGAUUAUCAUCUUCCUUAUGGGGGCCCUCCUUAUGUACACAUGGUUCUUCCGUGGUGGGUCUGCAGUCACCGGCCCAAACCAAUGGUCCACUGUUCAACGUCAAGUUGCGUAUGAAGAGAUUUGGCGUCAUGAAGAGUCGGAUCUAUGGAACUGGCUCGAAGAGAGAGUCGCCCUAGACAGAGUGCAAAGCUCUAUCGCUGGAUCGCGGAUCAAGCCAGAAGACGGAACGCAGAAGCCCCUAGCGCCCCAUGAUAUGCAAGCGCGGGAGAUGGACGAAGCGAUUCGCGUGACCGAAAAACGACUGAAAGCGCUGAAAGACGCAGUAACUCGCGAACGCUCCAAGUCCCGUACUAAAAGCCCGAAGGAGGAACAAACAUAA
Molecule: messenger RNA, 3744 nt
Organism: Alternaria burnsii
Lineage: Eukaryota; Fungi; Ascomycota; Dothideomycetes; Pleosporales; Pleosporaceae
Product: gram domain containing protein
Exons: 3
Coding region: 1-3744 (1247 amino acids)
Biological process (GO): intracellular sterol transport
Cellular component (GO): cortical endoplasmic reticulum; endoplasmic reticulum membrane; mitochondrion
Molecular function (GO): sterol transfer activity; sterol binding
Source: RefSeq, a predicted model, not a curated record